GUAGCGGGAACCGAACUGCUUUGUGGGUCGUCACUACCGACUGAAUGAAGAAUAUAUAAAGAGUUGCUAGAACCACGAUGAUUGCAAACAGAAACCCCAGGUCCAAAACAGCUCCUCAAUCAAUCAAUUCAUCCUUUCUUAACACCAAAAAAAUCACCCAUCAUCCAUCUUUCUUGAUUCUUGAAGCAUCUUCUCUCCAAAUUAACCCAACUCGCCACCAUGCCCACCUACGCACCCAUCAUCACAGAGCUCCGCGAUGAGCUCCUCCGAGAAGUCGACGAUCUUGACACGGCUGUGCGAAAUGCCCUCGCACACGACAUCCCUGACAUGAAGACCUACGGCAUCAUAUCCGGCAAAGGCUUUCUCGAUUUCGCAGACUGGUUGGUGCGCGGCUGGAUCCCCACCGAAAGCACCAACGGUCGCGACAUCUACUACAUUCUCUGCAUGUUCUAUUUCGUGCUUGCGCAAGAACCGUUCGGCGUGCGUCAGACAUCCAUUGUUCCCAAGAAUGUGAAUAAGCCACUCACUCCGCUCUCGGACUGGCUGGUUCGAUUCGCCAAGGAGAUCGGGAGCAUUAUGGAUAAGCCCGAGUCAUGGAAUGAGACUUCCUUGACAAGCUACCGAAAUUCCCCUCAAUUCCGUGUGUUUGAAGCUGAGGACCCAAAGAAUUGGAAGACUUUCAAUCAAUUCUUCUAUCGCAAGCUUAAGGAACCACGUAGGAUUUUCGGGCAAAACGAUGACCGUAUUGUCACUUUCCCCGCCGAUUCCACCUUUGCCGGUGCCUUUUCCAUCACCGAUGAAUCCGAGGUGAUACUUAAGAACAUCCCUUGGAAAGUCUCAGACAUGCUCGGUAAAUAUGGGAAAGAGAAGGUCCCAAACUUUGACAACAAAACUACAUACGGAGAAUUGUUUCAAGAAGGAAUUUGGACACAUAGUUUCCUCAAUACUUUUGAUUAUCAUCGACAGCAUGCCCCUGUCUCUGGGACUGUCGAGAUCAUUGAUGUGAUCCAAGGUGCUGCUUAUUUAGAGGUCCUCGUCGAGACAGACAAGAAAGCUGGUGGACACAAUUUCCUUGCACCCCGACGACGAAUUUCCCCCCGUAUGAAGAAGCGAGAGUCCAAUGGAGCCACUACCCUUGACGCUCCUGAUUCACCCGGUUACCAAUUCUUGCAAACCCGUGGAAUUCUCAUUAUCAAUAACGAACAUUUGGGUCGAGUAGCUGUCAUGCCUAUUGGCAUGGCGAUAGUUUCCUCUGUCAAUAUGAACACGGAUUUACUGGGCAAGAAGAUCAAUAAGGGAGAUGAGAUUUCGCAUUUUGCUUUCGGAGGAUCGGAUUGCGUCAUGAUGUUUGAACAGAAGGCCAGAGUUUCUAAUUUCCCAGAUUUGGAGGCUGGUGAGCAUUUCUAUUAUGGCGAGAAACUCUGCAAGGCUCAUUACAAAUAAGCUGUUCCAUGUAGUCUCAAGAGCAAAAUUGCCGUCAACUGAUGGGACAAUGUCUUGGUUUCGUUGUCAUUCUUUUGAUGUUUGACGCGGUAGUUAUGUUACUGUACCCAAUUAUCUUAGCCAGCUUAAUAUAUCAAAAUUUGAUCUGGUAAUCACACCAAUUGCCUUUGACCGAGUGAUAAUAUGAUUUUGAGA
Messenger RNA from Botrytis cinerea B05.10, 1638 nucleotides. RefSeq names its product Bcpsd (gene Bcpsd). The record is from RefSeq and is a predicted model, not a curated record. NCBI's taxonomy places the organism in Eukaryota, Fungi, Ascomycota, Leotiomycetes, Helotiales, Sclerotiniaceae. The transcript has a single exon. Gene Ontology annotation, molecular function: phosphatidylserine decarboxylase activity. Gene Ontology annotation, biological process: phospholipid biosynthetic process. Bases 220 to 1443 code for a protein of 407 amino acids.